GGGUGGGUAUCGGUGAAGAGUGCUCUCCGCCCCCACCCCAGGCUCAGUCAGACCCUGUCAGACAUCCCGUGUGGACUAUCCCUGCCGGCUCUGCAGUUCCUCCACUCUCUGCACUGCCGCGACCUUCAGCUGGGACCAUGCAGGCCUGCCUGCCCAGGUCAUAUCUGACGCCGGUGAGAGAUGAAGAAGCAGAGUCGCAGAGGAAAGCCAGGUCCCGGCAGGCGAGGCAAACACGGAGGUCCACACAGGGGGUGACGCUCACCGACCUCCGGGAGGCGCAGAGGAGCUACGGCCACUCGAGUUCAGACAGACACACGGGAGAGUCGCAGGAGACGGGGAACGAGGAGCCAGGUGUGGACUCCCGAGCAGGACAGAGGGAGGCAGAGGAGAGCCGGCCAAGGAGGAGCAGGGAAGUUGACGACCUUGGAAACCUGAGGACCUGGGUGGAAGCCCAAGCUGAGAGCUGUACCACACCUUCUGCAUCCCCACACCGGACCCCCCCCAGCCCGGCCAAGUGCCUGUCCUCCCAGGGACUCGACCCCAAUGGAAAUGAACUGGAAAGUGCAGAGCGAGGCGAUGGAGACGAUGGACCCCCAGAGGAGGAGCUCAAGCAAAGACAGCGACCGCAGCCCCUCGACCAAAGCUUUGGUGCUGCAGCGUCAGACUGCACACCGGAGCAUGAUAGAGCAUCUCGGUUGGACAGCCUUUCUGGGUCUAGCUCUACGGACGGCACCACGGAGCGACUCCUGGGUCGCACUGGGUCCUACACCCGCGGGAGAACCGGCUGGCAUCCCUGAACAAACCAGAACAGGAGGGCAGCUCAAAGGAGUACAAAAAGAUGUACGAGGACGCUUUGGCUGAGAACGAGAAGCUGAAAUGCAGGCUGGAGGACAGCAAGCAGGAUCUGGCCAAAGUCCGUACUCAGCUGGAGAAGGUCACGCAGAAGCAGGACAGAAUAUCGGAAAGGUCCAGUGUGCUGGAGUCAGAGAAAAGGGAGAAGCGGAUCCUGGAGAAAAAGGUAUCAGAAAUGGAGGAAGAACUUAAGGAAGGCCCAGUGAGAUUUCGCUGUGGCUAUCAGCCGUGAGGGCAGGCCAGGCUGACGUGGGGGUGGGGGAUCCGGUACUAACAGAGCUUAAAACUGACAAUCAGAGGCUGAAGGACGAGAACGGGGCCUUGAUCAGGGUCAUCAGCAAGCUGUCCAAGUGAGGCGCCGCUCCGCGUGCCUGCCAAAUUCAUCCCGGACUGCUCUUCAUCCUCUUACUCAUCCUCUGAGACCCACCCAUAUGACUGCGGGCAGCAACUCCUCGGCCAAGGCCGUGGUGGACUUUUCUAGAGAAAGGACGCAUUACUGGGCCGAACAGGGUCUCUGUUGUGCAGGAUCGCCACACCCAUGCAUUCGAAGACACCCACACUUGUUUUUGCACGGAAGGCACACGGCCACACUCACACAAGCACGCCUUUACCGUAUGUGUUUGUGCUUGCAUUUAUUUAUAUAUCCUACGAGUCCCACACAAACAAAUAUUUUUGUUAAGUCACGUCGGAGUUUGUCGUAUGACAGAACCAUUGCUUAUGUCUCCUACACACCUCUGCUGUUCCGCGAGUGGGUAUGCAUGCAGCAGCCUAGAUGAGAUGGUAAUUUUACACAAGGUUAUUUUUUUUUAUUAUUUCACGGGAUCACUUUAUUUAUUUACCACAGUAAUUUUGUAUCCAUACGUCUCGAUAGAUAAAGUACAUACGGUACCAUUGGUUUUGUAACUCGGCUGACAGAUUAUGUUCAUCCUCCGUAUAAAUAUAUAGCCUAGUAGGGGACGACACUGGAGGCCACAUCCAUAAUAGGAAAAUCCACAUUUUCACAUCUAAUUAAAAGUUCGCGUUCUCCAUAAACCAACGCGGCUGCGGUGCGAGUUAUUACAUGCAUAAUUCAAGCCAGUUUGAUGAAGUUUGAAGACGAAACGCAAACUUUCAGAUCAUGAAUGCUGAGGAUGGAUAAUACUGAGUGUAAAAUACAUUUUACUGAGAAGCUGGGAAUAAAAUGAGCUGCCCUUAGUAUCGGUUCAUCCGGGACCCGCACACAUUACCGUGGGCGCUCCUGCUGGGUUUACCGGUAUAUCUUGGCCGAUUUCUCCCCUGAAUGCUUUACGGACAAUAUAAAUUAUACAUGAUCACAUUAAAUAUACAUUAAGCAUAUCUAGACGUGCAAGAAUGCCUAGUUCCGCUGGGGACUGUCUGGCGUAGGAACCAGGGACGUGUAACACUCAAUAUUUCGUUUGGUUUCAUUCAUCCAUAACCCGCCAUCAGUAGCACGUUUUUAUUCUGAGUUCUGAGUAAUUAUAUGGUGGUUUGCAUAUUGGCAAACGGGGUUAUACGCCAUAACAAAUACACAGUACUGUAGAGUACUGUAUAUGAUCAGUGCCCUAUAGAUUAUGUAAGCCUUCUGAACGACUUGCCUGUAUUCUGUAUGAAAAUAAAGGAGGACAUAUGAA
Brienomyrus brachyistius is the source of this 2483-nucleotide messenger RNA. Its product is annotated as protein phosphatase 1 regulatory subunit 12A-like. Lineage: Eukaryota; Metazoa; Chordata; Actinopteri; Osteoglossiformes; Mormyridae. The transcript is spliced from 12 exons. The coding region runs from base 138 to 797 and encodes 219 amino acids. Gene Ontology annotation, cellular component: A band; Z disc; cytoplasm. The record is from RefSeq and is a predicted model, not a curated record. Gene Ontology annotation, molecular function: enzyme inhibitor activity; phosphatase regulator activity.